AAUUAAUAAGAUGGAAGCUUGUGUUUCAAAUUUCAAUACGAUCUAGACGAUUUGAUCGCCAACAUUUAAUCGAUUCGCUUAAAAAUCGCAAACGAACGAACGAAACGAACGCAAAACGAAUCGAUACAAAAAAUCGCUAGAUAUCGUGUUCACUUGAAUAGAUCGUUAUAAAAAUCGUAUCGCAAUGUGCAUGUCGUGAAUGCAAUGUAAAGUCGAUUCGUGAUUGUUCACAUUCACACACCGUCAAAUAAAUCGAUUGUGAAUUUGACGUAAUGUCAUGGAACUAAAUCAUUAUAGCUAUUAUCUAGCACUUCUCUACUGAGCCAGUGAGCCAGUGAGCGGGCGGCGAUGGAAGUAUUUGUUUUGUUUGAUAGAUGGAAGUGAAAAUAAAGAUUUUUAUAGUGAAAUUUGUGUUAUAAACCAAAUUAUAUUCAUCAUGGCUUAUCACUACGUAGUGACCGCACAAAAACCCACCGCGGUUACAGCAUGCGUGACCGGCAACCUGACAUCGCCGACGGACCUAAACCUACUGGUGGCGAAAGUUUCGCGACUCGAGAUGUAUCUGGUGACGCCGGAGGGUCUGCGACCCAUGAAGGAGGUGGGCCUCUACGGUCGGGUAGCAAAAAUGAAACUGUUCAGGCCACCAUAUGAAAAGAAGGAUCUAGUCUUCAUUCUAACAGCCCGCUACAAUGCCAUGAUCUUGGAAUGGAGAACCGGUGCCAAUAGCGAGCUAGAAGUGGUGACUAGGGCACAUGGCAAUGUGUCAGACCGCAUUGGCAAACCUUCAGAGAAUGGGAUUCUUGCAGUUAUUGACCCCCAGGCACGAGUUAUUGGUCUCAGGCUCUAUGAUGGCCUAUUGAAAAUCAUACCAUUAGAUAAAGAUUCCACAGAGCUAAAAGCUGCUAGUUUAAGGUUAGAAGAAUUAAAUGUUUACGAUGUAGAGUUUUUGCAUGGCUGUUCAAACCCAACACUCAUAUUAAUUCACCAGGACCUAAAUGGAAGACACAUUAAGACACAUGAAAUUAAUUUGCGUGAUAAAGAAUUUAUGAAAAUUCCUUGGAAACAAGACAACGUAGAGACUGAGGCUUCCAUACUUAUUCCAGUGCCCAGCCCCUUAGGAGGCGCAAUAGUAAUCGGUCAGGAAUCAAUAGUAUAUCACGAUGGACAAAAUUAUGUAGCAGUUGCUCCACCACAAAUUAAGCUGACGCCGAUAAAUUGCUACUGCCGCGUGGACGUGCGCGGGCUGCGCUACUUGCUGGGCGACAUCGCGGGCCGCCUCUUCAUGCUGCUGCUGGAGCUGGCGCACAAGCCCGACGGCUCGCAGGCCGUCAAGGACCUCAAAGUGGAGCUGCUAGGGGACAUCCCGAUCCCGGAGUGCAUGACGUACCUGGACAACGGCGUGGUGUUCGUGGGCUCGCGCCUGGGCGACUCGGCGCUGGUGCGGCUGGCCGCGGCGCGCGACGACCUGGGCGCCUACGUGGCGCCCAUGGAGACCUUCACCAGCCUGGCGCCCAUCGUGGACAUGUGCGUCGUGGACCUCGAGCGCCAGGGCCAGAACCAGCUCAUCACGUGCUCGGGCGCCUUCAAGAUGGGCUCGCUGCGCAUCAUCCGCAACGGCAUCGGCAUCCAGGAGCAGGCGUCCAUCGACCUGCCCGGCAUCAAGGGCAUGUGGGCGCUGACGCUGCGGCCCGGCGCCGCGCACCACGACACGCUGGUGCUGGCGUUCGUGGGGCAGACGCGGGUGCUGACGCUGAACGGCGAGGAGGUGGAGGAGACGGAGAUCGGGGGCUUCGCGGCGGACCGGCAGACGUUCUUCACGGGCAACGUGCGCCACGGGCAGCUGAUCCAGGUGACGGACGGCGGCAUCCGCCUGCUGCGGCGCGGCGCGGCGGGCUGGGGCUGCGCCGCCGAGUGGCGCGUGGCGGGCGCGCGCGGGCUGUCCGUGGUGGCGUGCGGCGGCGAGCGCGUGGUGGCGGCGGCGGGGCCGCGGCUGUUCCUGGUGCGCGUGCGCGACGCGGCGCUGGACCUCGUCACCGAGGUGUGCAUGGACGAGGAGGUGGCCUGCCUGGACCUGGGCCCCGGCGACGACGCCGCGCUGCUGGGCGUGGGGCUGUGGACCGACAUCUCGGUGCGCGUGCUGCGCCUGCCCGACCUGACGCCGCUGCACACGGAGAAGCUGUCGGGCGAGAUCAUCCCGCGCUCGCUGCUCAUCUGCGUGCUGGAGGGCGUGUGGUACCUGCUGUGCGCGCUGGGCGACGGCUCCAUGUUCUACUUCACGCUGGACCCGCAGUCGGGCGCGCUCAGCAACCGCAAGAAGGUGACGCUGGGCACGCAGCCCACGGUGCUGCGCAGCUUCAGGUCGCUGUCCACGACGAACAUCUUCGCGUGCUCCGACCGGCCCACGGUGAUCUUCUCCUCCAACCACAAGCUGGUCUUCUCCAACGUCAACCUCAAGGAGGUGACGCAUAUGUGCAGCCUCAACGCGCUCGCCUACCCCGACAGCCUGGCGCUGGCCACGGACAGCACAGUGACCAUCGGCACCAUCGACGAGAUCCAGAAGCUGCACAUCCGCACGGUGCCCCUGGGCGAGACGCCGCGCCGCAUCGCCUACCAGGAGGCGACGCAGACGUUCGGCGUGAUCAGCAUGCGCGUGGACAAGCUGGAGCUGGGCGCGGGCGGCGCCGCCAGCGUGGCCGUGCGCGCGUCGGCCUCCACGGGCGCGGGCGCGUCCAGCGCGUCGCUGGCCGCCGGCGCCGCCGCCGGGCCCGCGCCCGCCAAGCACGCGCCCAACGCGCUGGACGUGGAGGUGCACAACCUGCUGGUCAUCGACCACCACACCUUCGAAGUGCUGCACGCGCACCAGCUGAUGGCCGGCGAGUUCGCGAUGUCGCUGGUGUCGUGCCGCCUGGGCGACGACCCCGCGCCCUACUACGCCGUGGGCACCGCCAUCCUCAACCCCGAGGAGUCCGAGCCCAAGCAGGGCCGGAUCCUGCUGUUCCAGUGGAGCGAGGGCAAGCUGUCGCAGGUGGCCGAGAAGGAGAUCAAGGGCGGCUGCUACACGCUCGUGCAGUUCAACGGGAAGCUGCUCGCCUCCAUCAACAGCACGGUGCGUCUGUUCGAGUGGACGUCGGAGAAGGAGCUGCGGCUGGAGUGCAGCCACUUCAACAACAUCGUCGCGCUCUACCUCAAGGUCAAGGGCGACUUCAUCCUCGUCGGAGACCUCAUGCGCUCCAUGUCGCUGCUGCAGUACAAGCAGAUGGAGGGCAGCUUCGAGGAGAUAGCGCGAGACUACAGUCCCAACUGGAUGACGGCGGUGGAGAUCCUGGACGACGACACGUUCCUCGGCGCCGAGAACAGCUUCAACCUGUUCGUGUGCCAGAAAGACAGCGCGGCCACGACGGACGAGGAGCGGCAGCAGAUGGGCUACAUGGGGCAGUUCCACGUGGGGGACAUGGUGAACGUCAUGCGUGCGGGCUCGCUUGUGGCGGCCGUGGCCGACUCGGCCGCGCCGGUGGCGGCGCCGGUGCUGCUGGCCACGGUCUCGGGCGCCAUCCUGCUGGUGGCGCAGUUGCAGCCCGCCACCUUCGACUUCCUGCGCCAGCUGGAGGAGCGGCUGGCCGGCGCCAUCAAGGCCGUGGGCCGCAUCCCGCACGCCGCCUGGCGCUCCUUCAACACCGACAUCAAGACGGAGCCGGCCGAGGGCUUCGUGGACGGCGACCUCAUCGAGGCCUUCCUCGACCUGGACCGCGACGUGCAGAAGGACACCAUCCAGGGCAUGCAGAUCGACGACGGCGACGGCAUGAUGCGCGACGCGACGGUCGACGACAUCAUCAAGAUCGUCGAGGAUCUCACCAGAAUACACUAGCCCCCAAUCCGAAACUAGCUAUUUCGUAGAGCGCACCCUCGUCCUACCUUGUGAUGUUGAUUCUCUACUUCAUAGGUGUAAUAAAUACUU
Messenger RNA from Hyposmocoma kahamanoa, 3955 nucleotides. RefSeq names its product DNA damage-binding protein 1 (gene pic). NCBI's taxonomy places the organism in Eukaryota, Metazoa, Arthropoda, Insecta, Lepidoptera, Cosmopterigidae. Gene Ontology annotation, cellular component: site of double-strand break; nucleus. The transcript is spliced from 18 exons. Gene Ontology annotation, molecular function: nucleic acid binding; protein binding. The record is from RefSeq and is a predicted model, not a curated record. Bases 437 to 3865 code for a protein of 1142 amino acids. Gene Ontology annotation, biological process: DNA repair; proteasome-mediated ubiquitin-dependent protein catabolic process.